AUGGAGUCAGCAGCUGCAAGUCAAAGUAAAAUUAUCAAGCAAUUGAAGGAAGUGUACGGUCAAUAUACGAAGCUACCCGAAGAAAGGAAGACCGAAAAGUUAAUCCAAGACAAAUUGGAAAAAGUAGAGCAUCUAUGGGCAUUGUUUGAAAAAGGUGAUGAUGACAUCAGAGCCAAGUUCGAAAAAGAAAGAGGACAUUUAUAUUUCACAGAAGAGUGUUAUAAAAAUGUACAAGAAUAUUACAAAAAAAUCAAGACUGAAUUUGAUCAGAAAUUGCAAGACUUAAACCUAAACAAAGCAGGUGUUCUAGAAAUCAAAGAUGUUAUGCAAAAACCAGAGCAUGUUAUUGAGAAUCCAGAAUUACAAAAAUUAAUCUGGAUUUGUCAACGAAAACAGCAGCGAUUGAAUUACAUGUUACAAAAAAUUGUAAUUCAGAAUCAGCACGAUAACUAUUACAAGAACAAAUUAGACGAAAUAAAAAAUUUAUGGCAAGAAAUAAAAAAUGACGAUAUCGAAAUUGCUGGAAUGAUAAGAAAUCCAGAACAAGCUGGAUAUGACGUUGUAAAAGUACUUGAAUUGGAAGAAGAAGUGCAAGACAUGAUAAUAAGUUUACAAAAAAACGUCAAAUUACAACCUCAAGAUUCAGUAAGUCAAGUAAGCAAAGAGGUGACACCUAGCAUCAAACUUCCAAGUAUCGAUAUUCCGAAGUUUGAUGAAGCAGAGAGGUAUAUAAGACAUCUUACAAUAACAGAUGCAAAUUAUUCUGUAGCUUGGAAGUUAUUAGAAGAGAGAUACAAUAAUACAAGGUUACUAGUAACAAACAUUUUGGAUAAGUUAAUAGGACAACCAAGUAUUGUACCUGGGUCAAGUAAAUCAAUUAAAGGACUAUUUAACACAACACAAGAAUGUAUUAUGAUGUUAGAAAAUUUAGAAUUGGAAGUUUACAAUAAUUGGGAUCCAAUUCUAUUACAUAUUUUAAUGAAGAAACUUGACAAAGACACUCAUGUGCUAUAUGAGCAAUCUUUACAAUGUACCAAGGACCUACAGAGUCUACAAGAGUUUCUCACGUUUAUCCAAGCAAGAUUUCAAGCGCUAGAAGCUAUAGGUGAUAGUAGAGACAAGUCAACAAAACUCAAGAAAACGGCUUACGUAACAACAGGAGUAAUUUUGAAUAGUAACAGUGAAUGUUUAGUAUGUAAAGAGAAACAUUCAUUAUUUAACUGUUCAAAGUUUUUAGAAAUGACGCCCCAAGAAAAAGGCUUAUGUGUAAGGAAGCAUAAUUUAUGCACAAAUUGCUUUAAGAAAGGCCACUUUUGGAAAAAAUGUGUUUUGAGUAACUGUAGAAAAUGUCAGCAAAAGCACAACACAUUGAUUCAUGAUCUAUACAAAAAAGAAGUUAGUCAAGGUUCCACUACAAAACAACAAGCGACAGUAAAUAUAUCAAUGUCAGAGGUUGAACCUGAAAAAUAUGUAAUUUUGGGAACGGCAAUAGUUCAAGUACUUGAUAAGGCAAACAAUCCAGUCGAAUGUCGAGUAUUAUUAGACUCUGGUUCACAGGUAAACCUCAUCACGGAACGUCUUCAGAAAAAAUUAGGUUUGGAUGCAAUAGGGGAAAGUUUGGACAUUCAUGGUGUAGGAAACUGUCAAGUUCAAUCUAGAAGUCGACUGAAUGUGAAAAUUAUGUCAAAAACAAGUAUGUUUGAUACGAGCAUUGAGGCUAAUGUGAUAAGAUCAAUAACUACUUGUCAACCGCAAAAAUAUAUUGACAUAUCACAGUGGCCAAUACCAGCGUCAAUAAAGUUAGCUGAUCCACAAUUUAAUAGUCCGCAGAAAGUGGAUAUGCUACUCGGCGUUGAGAUGUAUGCAGAAUGUGUGAACGGGGGCCAAUUAAAACUGGGAGCAAAUUUACCGAUAUUACAAAAAACAGUAUUCGGCUGGAUGAUUCUUGGUAAAGUGACACAACAGAAUCAAACCAAUAAUUUUGUUGGAAUAACCAACAUUCAACUAAAUGAACAAUUAAAUAAGUUUUGGGAAAUUGAGAAAAUUCCAGAAAAGAGAAUCAUGAAUGCAUCAGAGAAAAGAUGUGAAGAAUAUUUCAAAAACACUGUGUAUAGAGAAGAAUCAGGACACUUUGUUGUAAGUCUACCAAUAACUAGUUCAGAUAGCUUAUUAGGAAAUUCAAAAAAUAUAGCAAUGCGAAGAUUUUUAAACUUGGAAGGCAAACUGUCAAAAAAUGUGAACCUAAGAAAUGAAUACAUUCAGUUCAUGAGGGAAUAUGCAGAAUUGAAACAUAUGGAAGAAGAAAGACAGGUGACAGUUCUAAUAAAUCAAGCUGUUCAAAAACAAGAACAACACCCACUUCAUUUAAUUGACCAUCAUAACUGCUUUAAAUUUCUUCAAAGAACUAUGGCAUACAUCUUACGAGCAAUAAAUACAUUUAAGAAUGGGACACAUAAGAAUGAUAAUAAAUGGCUCACAACAGAUGAGUUAAAUGAAGCCUUAUUAGAAAUAAUUAGAGGAGUUCAAAGAAAUCAUUUUCAAGAAGAACUCAAAGAUUUGAAAAAUAAAACAUUAGUAAGACCACAUAGUCGAUUGUCUUCACUAACACCAUUUAUCGAUUGCGAUGACAUCAUACGAGUAGGGGGAAGAUUAAACAACGCUGCAGUUAACGAAUAUGCAAAACAUCCUAUUGUGCUUCCAGGUACAGACAUUGUGUCAAAAUUACUUAUGAAUCACUUACACAUUCAACAUUUGCAUGCCGGACCGUUGGCAUUAUUAGCCAUUUCUAGACAGAGAUAUUGGAUUUUACAAGGCAGACAAUUGUCUAGAAUUGUUGUUAGUCAAUGUGUAUUAUGUGCAAGAGCCAAACCUCAAAUGUAUACGCAAUUAAUGGGAGAUUUACCAGAAGCUCGAGUUUUGCCAGAAAGAGCAUUUUGUAAUACAGGCGUCGAUUUUUGUGGGCCUAUAUUAACUCAUUUUCACGUACGAGGUAAAAAGCCCCAAAAAACUUAUAUAGCUGUAUUUUGUUGUUUUAGUACAAAGGCUAUACACAUGGAAGUAGUAUCAGACCUAACAACUGAUGGGUUUAUUGGAGCAUUAAAAAGCGCUAAGGGGAUACAGUUUCAUUUUGCUCCACCAAGAUCACCGCAUUUUUCUGGAUUGUGUGAAGCGGCAGUUAAAUCAGUUAAAACGCUGCUAAAAAGUAUUCUUGUGUCAGCUUCUCUAACAUUUGAGGAACUAUGUACAGUAACAGCUGAAGCAGAAGCCAUUUUGAACUCAAGACCACUGACACCACUUUCGUCAAAUCCGAAUGAUUUAUCAGUACUUACCCCAGGUCACUUUCUAAUAGGUGAACCAUUGACAUCACUUCAAGAACCAAAUAAAUCUACUCAAAAUCUGUCAUCAUUGUCAAGAUGGAAACUAAGCUACAACAAAGAUAUAAAUGGAAAACAUCAACAGAAAAUAUAA
Condylostylus longicornis is the source of this 3468-nucleotide messenger RNA. RefSeq lists its product as uncharacterized. Lineage: Eukaryota; Metazoa; Arthropoda; Insecta; Diptera; Dolichopodidae. Bases 1 to 3468 code for a protein of 1155 amino acids. The record is from RefSeq and is a predicted model, not a curated record. The transcript is spliced from 4 exons. Gene Ontology annotation, molecular function: nucleic acid binding.